Molecule: messenger RNA, 1715 nt
Organism: Atta colombica
Lineage: Eukaryota; Metazoa; Arthropoda; Insecta; Hymenoptera; Formicidae
Gene: RtcB
Product: tRNA-splicing ligase RtcB homolog
Exons: 11
Coding region: 195-1715 (506 amino acids)
Biological process (GO): tRNA splicing, via endonucleolytic cleavage and ligation
Cellular component (GO): tRNA-splicing ligase complex; nucleus
Molecular function (GO): RNA ligase (ATP) activity
Source: RefSeq, a predicted model, not a curated record
AGUAAAUCAAGAUCCUUUUACAUCAUGAUCAGAACAUUAGUCUGCUCGUAUUCAUAAUCAAGCCUUAUAUUUAAGGCUUCCUAUUUUACACAAUUAUGAUGUUUUAUUUUAUCUUUGUUAUUCACUGAAUAUUAAGGAAGUAUAAAAUGAAACAUCAUGCACACAUUGCAUAAAAUGGAACGCAUCUUCUAAAAAUGGUUGUAAGGCAAUAUCAAGAGGAACUUAAAUAUUUGGAGAAAAUAAAUGAAUGUUGUUGGAGAAUCAAGAAAGGCUUUCAACCUAACAUGAAGGUUGAAGGAGUGUUUUAUGUAAAUAAUACAUUGGAGCGAUUAAUGUUUGAUGAGUUGCGCAAUGCAUGUCGGCCAGGUGCAGUUGGAGGCUUUCUUCCUGGGAUGAAACAGAUUGCUAAUGUGGCUGCUUUACCUGGUAUUGUAUGGAGGUCUGUCGGAUUACCAGAUGUACACUCUGGCUAUGGCUUUGCUAUUGGUAAUAUGGCAGCAUUUGAUAUGGAUGAUCCAAAAUCAAUUGUAUCACCUGGUGGUGUAGGCUUUGAUAUUAAUUGUGGUGUUCGUUUAUUACGAACAAAUUUAUUCGAGAGAGACGUCUUACCAGUAAAAGAACAACUUGCGCAAAGUAUGUUUGAUCACAUUCCAGUUGGUGUUGGAUCUAAAGGAAUUAUACCAAUGAAUGCACGGGAUUUAGAGGAAGCGUUAGAAAUGGGAAUGGAUUGGUCUUUGAGAGAAGGUUACAUUUGGGCUGAAGAUAAAGAACAUUGUGAAGAAUAUGGAAGAAUGCUUAACGCUGAUCCAUCAAAAGUGUCAAUGAGAGCUAAGAAACGCGGACUUCCUCAAUUAGGUACAUUAGGAGCUGGAAACCAUUACGCAGAGAUUCAAGUAGUAGAUGAAAUAUAUGAUAAAUGGGCUGCAUAUAAAAUGGGUAUUGAAGAAAAAGGACAAAUUUGUGUUAUGAUUCAUUCGGGAAGCAGAGGAUUUGGUCAUCAAGUUGCUACAGAUGCACUUGUACAAAUGGAAAAAGCUAUGAAACGUGACAAUAUUGAAACCAAUGACAGGCAACUUGCAUGUGCUCAUAUUAAAUCUCAAGAAGGUCAAGAUUAUUUGAAAGCAAUGGCAGCUGCUGCUAAUUUUGCUUGGGUUAAUAGAAGUUCUAUGACAUUCCUUAGCCGACAGGCAUUUGCAAAACAAUUCAACUCGUCUCCCGAUGAUUUAGAUAUGCAUGUUAUUUAUGAUGUGUCUCAUAAUAUUGCCAAAAUAGAAGAACAUAUAGUUGAAGGAAAACAAAAGACACUUUUAGUUCAUAGAAAGGGAUCAACAAGAGCCUUUCCACCGCACCAUCCUUUGAUUCCUGUAGAUUAUCAGUUAACAGGUCAACCAGUUUUAAUCGGGGGUACAAUGGGUACAUGCAGUUAUGUUUUGACUGGGACAGAACAGGGUAUGAAAGAAACAUUUGGAUCAACAUGUCAUGGUGCCGGCCGUGCUCUUUCAAGAGCAAAGUCACGUAGAAACUUGGAUUACAUGCAAGUUUUGGAAAAAUUAGAACAAUUAGGUAUAUCUAUUCGAGUUGCUUCACCAAAAUUGGUCAUGGAAGAAGCACCGGAAUCCUAUAAGAAUGUAACAGACGUUGUUAAUACUUGUCACGCAGCUGGAAUUUCCAAGAAAUGCAUCAAACUGCGGCCAAUCGCGGUUAUUAAAGGAUAA